Wasmannia auropunctata (little fire ant) is the source of this 2657-nucleotide messenger RNA. It is a transcript of the gene Spg7, whose product is annotated as paraplegin. Gene Ontology annotation, molecular function: ATP hydrolysis activity; zinc ion binding; metalloendopeptidase activity. The transcript is spliced from 9 exons. Bases 232 to 2559 code for a protein of 775 amino acids. Gene Ontology annotation, cellular component: m-AAA complex; membrane. Lineage: Eukaryota; Metazoa; Arthropoda; Insecta; Hymenoptera; Formicidae. Gene Ontology annotation, biological process: protein-containing complex assembly; mitochondrial protein processing. The record is from RefSeq and is a predicted model, not a curated record.
GUUGCACUAACCUGCACUAACCUCAGAUGAUGCAUUGAUGACUGAUUAUAUUUCCGUACGCAGAGAGCAGAUAUAUCUCAUAAUGUCGUUUUCGCUUAAAAGAACAUUCAGUAUACAUACACUUUCCGCAUUGGAACAAAAAGUUUAGUAACAUAAAACAAAGCCCGUAUGACAUGAGGCAAGGGUAUAUUUGUGAUUUUGCGUUUGAAGUGCUUUGAUGGUAAUUGAGAUAUGCAGAACCUAACCAAGUGUCCGAAACGAUAUUACAUGGCACCAAGCCGGAUAUUCAAUUUCCCACCCAAAAGCAUUUAUUUUUCAAAUAAAAAGCCCAUUUUCAACGUUAGCCCAUUUAAACACUUGAGUUAUGCGCACAAUAAUGGAGCUCACAGGUUAUCUCUUCCCAUGACUUAUCACGCUUACAAGAAGAUUCGUAAAGAAUUUCAUGCUGUACAAUCGGCGUUAUUGUGCAGUGGGAAGUUUAGCUUUUCUCCGAGAUUUGACAAUGUCAGAUAUUUUAACACCACAUGCAGCAACGCCAAUGAACAAUCACCAAAGAAAUCAGGCCCGGAAAAUCCGGACAAGAAGCCUGACGAAAACGAGCACAUGAAAUCAGUUCUUACUAAGCUCUCCAUGUGGUUUAUGUUAUUAUACUUUAUCCUAAUUGCGCUGAAACACCAGAUAGCAAUGUCAAAUUCGUCAGAACCUGCAGCUUCAGUCUCCUGGAAUGAAUUUGUAUACGACAUGCUGAGUAAAGGGGAAGUCGAAGCGAUUAUUAUAAAUCCUACUAUUGAGCAUGUUAUAAUUGUGCUGCACGACGGCGCCAUUAUUAAAGGUAGAAGAAGCAUGUACAAGAGAUAUCACAUGUCUGUUCCAAGUAUUGAAAAUUUCGAAGAGAAACUGAGGAAGGUGGAAAAAAAGCUUGGCAUAAAAGCUGGUCAAGAAGUACAAGUGAUUUAUGAAAGGAAGAUCGAAUACAUAGCGAGUAUCGUUAAAUUUGCACUUUUUGCGUUGGUAGCCGUUAUUGCUUUUAAUUUUGUGAGAAAACGUUUCUCCUUCAAACCUUUCGAGAUCAUCUCGCAGAUGAAGCAGGCGAAAUUUACUCUAGUCGAACCGUUAAUGGGAAAGGGUAAAGGUGUACAUUUUACGGAUGUAGCUGGAUUGAAGGAGGCUAAAAUAGAAGUGAUGGAAUUUGUCGAUUAUCUAAAAAACCCAGAACGGUACAAGAUGUUAGGCGCAAAAAUACCGCAAGGCGUUUUACUCUUGGGACCUCCUGGGUGCGGUAAAACGUUACUGGCUAAAGCUGUGGCGACUGAAGCGAGCGUUCCUUUCCUGUCUAUGAACGGUUCCGAGUUUAUCGAGGUAUUCGGCGGUUUAGGUGCUGCUCGAGUCAGAGAUUUAUUCAAAGAGGCUAAAAAGAGAGCGCCAAGUAUUAUAUACAUCGAUGAAAUUGAUGCGAUUGGCAAAAAACGUUCAGAGAGCUCACUCGGAGUCGGCGAUCGAGAGUCAGAACGAACGUUAAAUCAACUUUUAGUGGAAAUGGACGGGAUGAUAGCGAAAGAAAAUGUUAUUAUACUGGCCUCGACAAAUAGGGCAGACGUAUUGGAUAAAGCGUUACUGAGACCGGGCAGAUUCGAUCGGCACAUUUUAAUCGAUCUUCCCACGUUAGAGGAGAGGCAGCAAAUCUUCGAAACUCAUCUCAAAAAGAUAUCUCUACAAGACAAACCUUCGAAAUACUCGGGAUACCUGGCUUAUCUUACACCCGGUUUUAGUGGUGCUGACAUAGCAAAUGUUUGCAACGAAGCCGCGUUGCAUGCUGCGAGGGAUAAGAAGAAACAAGUAAACAGCAGCGACCUUACAUACGCGAUCGACAGAACGAUUGGCGGUUUGACAAAGAGAAAUAAUCCGUUGACACCGUCCACGAAACGCGUCGUCGCCUACCACGAGGCCGGUCAUGCACUGGUAGGAUGGUUGUUAGAGCAUACCGAUGCCCUGCUCAAAGUAACGAUAGUGCCACGAACCAACUUGAAACUGGGAUUUGCGCAAUACACUCAAUCCGAUCAGAAGCUCUAUAGUAAGGAGCAGCUUUUUGAACGGAUGUGUAUGACGUUAGGUGGUCGAGUCGCGGAACACGUGACGUUCGAUAAAAUCUCGACGGGCGCCGAAAAUGAUUUGAAAUCGGUAACAAAAACGGCGUAUCUUCAGGUUCAACAAUUCGGAAUGAGUCCAGCUGUGGGUUUACUUUCUUUCGACGAAGAACAUACCAGCACGAAAAAUAAAAAACUGUACAGUAAAAGGUUAGCCAAUUUAAUGGACUCCGAAGUAAGAAGAAUAAUAGGGGAAGCGUACGAGCGAACUCGCAAGUUGCUUUUGGACAACAAAGAUAAAUUAGAUACGCUUGCGGAAGCUCUAAUGAAGAAGGAAACAUUGUCGUAUGACGAUGUAGAAAAAUUAAUUGGACCGCCGCCUUAUGGAAAGAAGCGACUUGUGGAACCAGCAGAAUUUGAAAAUUCUGGUCCAGCUAGAGAAUCCCCAUCGGUAGACAGAGAACCAGCAGAGUGAGGAAAUUAAACAUUUUUUUAGAUUUAAAAACAGCAACAGAACAUUUAAUAUUCUGUAUAAAGACUAGUAUGAUAAAAUAUAUUGAAUAUAUUAAAAGA